ACUGCGUUGGAUUUGCUAUUUGACAGAGUCGUGAUCAUCCGGUGGAGCCGUGGGUGGAAAGCCUCCCCUAUUUACCUUCCAUUUCGCCGAGCUCAUUGUCGUGUCGCCUUACCGAGUGGCUACACCGACGACUGCUGCUCGCCUCUGCGGGGGGUAACGUUUGCUAACGUCACCGGUUUUGUCGCCGUGUGUGGAAGGAAAAACUGCUCGGACGCCGGGGACGUCCCCCGUUUGCUUGAGUAAGUAACCGAACAAGCUAAGCUAAGAGCAGCGGGACGUGACGGGUGGAUUUUCACUAUUUCGGCCCGGCGGGGGGAAGUGGAUAUAAAUAACGUCUGAUGAGUGCGUUGUGGAACAAUGACACUCGCAGUGAGCCGAUCUGACGGCGGCGGGGAGCAGACGUGUCGGUGGAAGCGCGUCGGCUGAGCGUAUGACGCUAAGCUAGUCGGUUGAGCUAAUUUGAUCAAGGAAGUUGACUAGCACCUUGCUAACGAGGCGACACAUGUAUCACCGGAACAAAGGUCGUUUUAAAAGUCUGAGUUGAUACAAUUAAAGAGUCGCUGAACUGGCAGGUGAUGGCAUUUUUUAAGGCUGAAGUUUUGAAAGUGAAAUAUCGCGUGUGUGUUUUUUUUUAACCGUCACGCGAGCUAACGUCAGCUGGUUCGCCGCUAGCUUGUGAGUCGCUGCUUUCUUGUAAACAAAGGGUCUCGAGCUCCACCUGUUCCCCUUUGACCUUUUUGGUUUCACGGACGGUAUUGCACCCCUCCCUCCCCUUUUUUAAAAACUAAACGAGGAAGCUCAAACACCCUCCGCAAUGGAUUUAAAGACUGCCGUAUUCAACGCAGCCAGGGACGGGAAGCUCCGCUUGCUCCAAAAACUACUGGAGAACAAAGAUGGACACGAGGUGACCAAGCUGACGGGCGACAAGACGAACGGCGCCACGCCGCUCCUGAUGGCCUCCCGGUACGGCCACCUGGACCUGGUGGAGUAUCUGCUGGAGUGCUGCAGCGCUCCAGUGGAGGUCGGCGGCUCGGUGAACUUUGACGGGGAGACCAUCGAGGGGGCGCCCCCUCUCUGGGCCGCCUCGGCGGCGGGACACCUGAAGGUGGUCCAGUCCCUGCUGGGCCACGGGGCGUCCGUGAAUAGCACCACCCUCACCAACUCCACCCCUCUGAGGGCGGCCUGCUUCGACGGCCACCUCGACAUCGUGAGAUACCUGGUGGAGCACAAAGCGGACCUGGAGGUUGCCAACAGACACGGACACACGUGUCUCAUGAUCUCCUGCUACAAGGGACACAAGGAGAUCGCGCAGUACCUGCUGGAGAGAGGCGCGGAUGUCAACCGGAAAAGUGUCAAAGGCAACACGGCGCUUCACGACUGCGCGGAGUCGGGCAGUCUUGAGAUCAUGCGGAUGCUGCUGCAGUUUGGAGCGUCCAUGGAGCAGGACGGCUACGGCAUGACCCCGCUGCUGUCCGCCAGCGUCACGGGCCACACAAACAUCGUAGACGACCUUACGACGCACCAGCAGACAAGCCACAAAGCGCGCAUAGACGCACUGGAGCUCCUGGGAGCCACAUUUGUCGACAAGAAGAGAGAUCUGCUCGGAGCGUUAAAAUACUGGAAGAGAGCCAUGGACCUCCGGUACAUGGACAGCAACCACGUCGUCCAUAAAGCAGAAGCCAAGCAGCUGAUCAUGGCAUACGACUACGCCAGAGAGGUAACAAACGGAGAAGAGCUGGACGGGCUGAUAUCCGACCCGGAUGAGAUGCGCAUGCAGGCUCUGCUCAUCCGGGAGAGAAUCCUUGGCCCACAGCACCCGGACACGUCGUACUACAUCCGUUACCGAGGGGCCGUCUACGCCGACUCGGGGAACUUUGAGCGCUGUAUCAAUUUGUGGAAGUAUGCCUUGGACAUGCAGCAAAGCAACCUGGACCCCCUCAGCCCCAUGACUGCCUCCAGCCUGCUGUCAUUCGCCGAGCUCUUCUCCUUCAUGCUGCAGGACCGAGCCAAAGGGCUCCUGGGGACGUCUGUGUCAUUCGAGGACUUGAUGGGGAUCCUUUCCAAAAGCGUGCUGGAGAUUGAGCGCGCAGUUACACAAACUGGGCCGAUGCCUCCGGACCCUGCGCAGCUCAGCAAGGCCCUGUCAAUCAUCCUGCACCUCAUUUGUCUUUUGGAGAAGGUGCCCUGUACUGCAGAGCAGGACCACUUCAAAAAGGAAACCAUCUAUAAAUUCCUGAAGCUGCAGCCCUGCGGUAAAAACGGCUACAGUCCACUACACCUGGCGGUCGACCGCAACACUACCUGUGUGGGCCGCUAUCCCGUCUGCAAGUUCCCCUCCCUCACCGUGGCCUCCAUCCUCCUCGAGUGUGGGGCCGAUGUGAACAGCCGUGAUGAAGAUGACAACAGCCCCCUUCACAUAGCCGCAUCCAACGGUCACCCCGACAUCAUGAACCUGCUGAUAUCGUGCGGGACUCACUUCGACUGCACCAACGCCUUCCAACAAACGGCCUACGAUAUCCUGCACGAGAAGGAGCUGUCCAGGAACGUAAUCCAGCCCAUAAACCACACCACGCUGCAGUGCCUCGCCGCCAGGGCCAUCGUCAAGCACAGCCUGGCUUACCGGGGGAACAUCCCUGAGAAACUAGAGGCCUUUGUUUUGCUCCACAGAUAAUGAAUACAGGGUGAUGGAUGUUUGAAAAGAGGAUUGUGUGUGGGAGGGGAAGGAGGGGGUCACAUCAAGUGGAUUAGACAGAGGAGGGUGAGGAGAAUUAUGACGUUUGCAAACUAUUCGGAGUUGGAACUUGACUAUUUUGGUGAACAAAAAUAUCCUCAGUCAAAUGGAAGGAAGUGAGUGGAGCAAUGGGUCACCGCUCCAUGGAGCCAACGCUCCGACCGCUGGCAGCCUGAACUGUGGGGACGUGUCUCUGAUGCAACGUGGACAAAUGCAGUUGUAUUUUUCUUUGGCAUAUUCCACAAUACUAUUUAUUGAAUGACACUUGAGAGAUUUUUCUCCAUGCUGGCUCCACCCCAAGUCUCAACUUUGCCUGCGUCUCUUCUCAAAGCAAGCAUUUGAGGCGUUUCUACACAUGCUGGGACUUUU
Molecule: messenger RNA, 3100 nt
Organism: Gasterosteus aculeatus aculeatus (three-spined stickleback)
Lineage: Eukaryota; Metazoa; Chordata; Actinopteri; Perciformes; Gasterosteidae
Gene: fem1c
Product: fem-1 homolog c
Molecular function (GO): protein binding
Source: RefSeq, a predicted model, not a curated record